Cinclus cinclus is the source of this 915-nucleotide messenger RNA. It is a transcript of the gene RNF144B, whose product is annotated as ring finger protein 144B. NCBI's taxonomy places the organism in Eukaryota, Metazoa, Chordata, Aves, Passeriformes, Cinclidae. The record is from RefSeq and is a predicted model, not a curated record. Gene Ontology annotation, cellular component: mitochondrial membrane; cytoplasm; ubiquitin ligase complex. Gene Ontology annotation, biological process: protein polyubiquitination; positive regulation of proteasomal ubiquitin-dependent protein catabolic process; ubiquitin-dependent protein catabolic process. Gene Ontology annotation, molecular function: ubiquitin conjugating enzyme binding; ubiquitin protein ligase activity; zinc ion binding. Bases 4 to 915 code for a protein of 303 amino acids. The transcript has 7 exons.
GGAAUGGGCUCUGCUGGCAAGGCUUGUCCUCACACCAUGACAGCUGAUGAGUCAGAAGCUGGAGGGUUAGCUCUGGAGCCUCUCCUCACUUGCAAGCUGUGUCUCUGUGAAUAUUCCCUGGAUAAGAUGACCACUCUUCAGGAAUGCAGCUGCAUCUUUUGCACAGCGUGUCUGAAACAGUACAUGGAGCUGGCAAUUCAAGAAGGUUGUGGUUCCCCUAUCACAUGUCCAGACAUGGUGUGCUUGAAUCAUGGGACACUACAAGAAGCAGAGAUUGCCUGUUUGGUUCCUGUUGACCAGUUUGAGUUAUACAAGAGGUUGAAGUUUGAACGAGAAGUCCACUUGGACCCCCAGAGAACAUGGUGUCCUACGGCUGACUGCCAAACAGUGUGCCACAUCACACCGAGCGAGUCAGGAGCACCUGUACCAGUGGAGUGCCCUGCCUGCCACCUGACCUUCUGCUCCUCUUGCAAGGAGCCCUGGCAAGGGCAGCACCUGUGCCAGGAAAGCCAGACUACUCCGGUACCAACUGAGCAGGGAUUCCUUAUUGGAGCAGAGACAGAGGCACCAAUUAAGCAGUGCCCAGUCUGUCGUAUUUAUAUUGAGCGAAACGAGGGCUGUGCUCAGAUGAUGUGCAAGAACUGCAAGCACACGUUUUGCUGGUAUUGUCUACAGAACUUGGAUAAUGAUAUUUUCUUACGACAUUACGACAGAGGCCCUUGCAGAAACAAGCUGGGCCACUCACGGGCUUCAGUAAUGUGGAACAGAACACAGGUUGUGGGGAUCCUCGUUGGACUAGGUAUCGUAGCGUUGGUUACCUCCCCCUUGCUGCUUGUGGCAUCUCCCUGCAUCAUCUGUUGCAUCUGCAAAUCUUGCCGGAGCAAAAAGAAAAAACCCAGCCUGCCGACAACUUAA